Molecule: messenger RNA, 1577 nt
Organism: Eublepharis macularius
Lineage: Eukaryota; Metazoa; Chordata; Lepidosauria; Squamata; Eublepharidae
Gene: FGF12
Product: fibroblast growth factor 12
Exons: 5
Coding region: 477-1208 (243 amino acids)
Biological process (GO): fibroblast growth factor receptor signaling pathway; cell differentiation; regulation of cell migration
Cellular component (GO): cytoplasm
Molecular function (GO): fibroblast growth factor receptor binding; growth factor activity
Source: RefSeq, a predicted model, not a curated record
GAGGGAAGGCGGGCGGGCGCGCGCGAGAGCCCGCCCCCCAGCUCCGGAGCGGCGCGGGCAGGGCCGGGGGCCGGGGGCGCGGCGCCGGCGGGCCAGGAGGGCCGGCGUGCGCGCCUCGCCGCCAGGCAGCGCUGCUCGGGGCCAGCCCGCCCGCCCCGUCGGACCGCGCCGCCGCCGCCCCGCCUGAGCCGCGUCUCCCGAGCCGCGCCGCGCCGCGCCGCGCCCCGACGGGCCAGCUGUUGCCAGCCCCGCGCCGCCGAGCCCGGGCAGCCGCAGAGCCCUCCCGUCGGAGCGCAGCGCAGCGGAGCCGGAGCGGCUGCGCUCGGCUCUGCAGGCGCCUGCCCUUCCCCUUCGCCUUCCCCGGCCGCGGGCUGGGCUGGGCUGGGCCGGGCCGGGCCGGGCUGCCGCCGCGGGGGCCGUCGGGGGCGAUGCGGGCCGGCGGCCGCUGAGUGCCGGUCCGGCCGCCCCGUCCGGCCAUGGCCGCGGCCAUCGCCAGCUCGCUGAUCCGGCAGAAGCGGCAGGCGCGCGAGUCCAACAGCGAGCGCGUGUCGGCCUCCAAGCGCCGCACCAGCCCCAGCAAGGACGGCCGCUCCCUCUGCGAGAGACACGUCCUGGGCGUCUUCAGCAAGGUGCGCUUCUGCAGCGGCCGGAAGAGGCACGUCCGGCGGAGGCCAGAGCCCCAGCUGAAAGGAAUUGUGACCCGGUUAUUCAGCCAGCAAGAGUUCUUCCUGCAGAUGCACCCAGAUGGGACGAUCGAUGGGACCAAGGACGAAAACAGCGACUACACCCUCUUCAACCUAAUUCCAGUGGGCCUUCGUGUGGUGGCCAUUCAGGGCGUGAAGGCCGGCCUCUACGUGGCGAUGAACGCCGAGGGCUACCUCUACAGCUCAGACAUCUUCACACCAGAGUGCAAAUUUAAGGAGUCCGUCUUUGAAAACUACUAUGUUAUAUACUCCUCUACACUGUACCGGCAGCAGGAAUCCGGGAGAGCUUGGUUCUUGGGACUCAAUAAAGAAGGGCAGAUUAUGAAGGGGAACCGGGUGAAAAAGACCAAACCAUCUUCACAUUUUGUACCCAAACCCAUAGAAGUGUGCAUGUACAGAGAGCCAUCGCUGCAUGAAAUCGGAGAGAAACAAGGACGCUCCAGGAAAAGUUCAGGGACGCCCACCAUGAAUGGAGGCAAAGUUGUCAACCAGGACUCCACAUAGCUGAGAGAAGAGCCGCCCACCCCUGCAUCCAACUUCUCCCCAGCCAGCCACCCGCCCGCCCGCCCGCCCACCCAGGGAAUCCUCACGGAGACAGCGAAAAACUGACCAAGGCAGGAGCUUCCGGUAGCAGCUAAGAUUCUGAACUCAACCCUUUCCUUUGUGUAGGAUGAGAAGAUCUUGCCUGUUGCAACGUUUUAGAGUACAACACACACACACACAACACAAAGGGAAAAAAGAAACCUAUUUUCAAUCAGGACUCCAUUAACAUUUUAAAAACAGCAAAACUGUUUGCUCUUGUGAUCAAGGGGGGGAAAACUGUUCAUCUCUGCAUAAUAAUAAUAAAUAAUAAUAAAUUAUCCAACAACAAUA